GCUCAGUUCAGGCUUUCACACUGGGAGAGUUGAUCAGACAGACGAGCAAGUGAAAAUGAAGUCGGCUGACAGCUUGUGCAAGUGGACGCGAAGGUUGUUGAUAUUAUCUGCUGUCGUCUUCGUCGGAUUUCUAAUAGGAUGGUUUGGUCGAUCCUGCAUGAACCUCUCUCCAAUGAAACGUAUAAAUAUACAGAAUAAACUGCUGAAUGAGAUGCAAGUUAAAAAUAUCAGAUCAUACCUCCGGAAUUGGACGCGAUUUCCUCAUUUAGCUGGGACUGUAAAGAAUCUCCAGUUAGCCCAAGAGAUUCAGACCCAGUGGAAGAACUGGGGCCUAGAUUCAGUUGAAUUGGCUGAAUAUGAUGUCUUGUUGUCCUACCCAAAUAAAAGUAAUCCUAAUUACAUCUCUAUCACCAAUGAGAAUGGAUAUUCAGUAAAUCAGAUUUCUAUUGUAUAUUUUUUCUUAUCUUCAGAAUAUGCAUUCAGAUUGGAUGUAGCUAUUGGCCUUCCCGAAAUUCCUGUUCAUCCAAUCGGCUAUCAAGAUGCGGAACAGUUGCUGCGACAUCUGGGAGGAACUCCAGCUCCCAGUGAAUGGAAAGGACACAUGAAUGUUUCUUACAACAUUGGACCUGGCUUCAAGGACAAUUACUCCUCACACAAAGUCCAAAUGCAUGUCCACACAAGGAAUGAGGUGAGAAGAAUUUACAUCAUUGGCAAAAUUCAGGGAGCCAUGGAACCAGAUCGGUACGUCAUUCUGGGUGGGCACCAUGAUGCAUGGGUCUUUGGCGACAUUGAUCCCACUAGUGGAGCAGCUGCUCUGCAUGAAAUAGUGAGGAGUUUUACGAAGCUUAUGAGAGAGGCACUGAUAUUUCUGGAAAUUCAUAGGGUUUUGUUUGUCCCGUACUAUCGUCCACAUGACCAUCCAUGUGGGAGCCAAAGCAAUGAGGUUCAACCAGUGAUUCAUACUGAGGACAGUGGUGAUGAAGUUGCACUGCAAUAA
This is a messenger RNA of Leucoraja erinaceus (little skate), 997 nucleotides long. Its product is annotated as glutamate carboxypeptidase 2-like. The coding region runs from base 56 to 997 and encodes 313 amino acids. NCBI's taxonomy places the organism in Eukaryota, Metazoa, Chordata, Chondrichthyes, Rajiformes, Rajidae. Gene Ontology annotation, molecular function: carboxypeptidase activity. The record is from RefSeq and is a predicted model, not a curated record. The transcript has 8 exons.